AUGACUGGCUGGAUUGUCCUACCCAUCAGCCUGACUGCAUUCUCCAUCCCUGGGAUAUGGAUUGUGUAUGCCAUGGCUGUGAUGAACCAUCAUGUUUGUCCUGUGGAAAACUGGACGUACAAUGUGACGUGCUCCGAUGACACUGCCAAGCAGGGGACACCGAAGACUUGCUGCACUCUGGAGGAUGUCCCUCUCAUCAGUAAGUGUGGGACGUACCCCCCAGAGAGCUGUCUCUUCAGUCUGAUUGGAAAUGUCGGUGCUUUUAUGGUGGUGAUGAUCUGUUUGCUGAGAUACAGUCAGGUCAUCGAGCUUAGCCAUGGCUCCUGGCUGAACACAGUCGCCCUGAUCGCUGGUUGCACCAACGCAGCAGGACUUGUCAUGGUGGGGAAUUUCCAGGUGGAUUACGCCAAGUCUCUGCAUUAUAUCGGAGCAGGAGUGGCAUUCCCAGCUGGUUUGCUGUUUGUAUGCCUACAUUGCAUCCUUACCUACCAUCUGGCCACUAGCACACUAGACUAUUGGGUGGGACACCUGCGUGUAAGCCUGACCAUUGUGGCCUUAGCAUCCCUUGUCCUGAGUGGGGUCUUUUUCAUCCAUGAAAGCUUCCUCCUUCAGCACUUGGCUGCAAUCUGUGAGUGGAUCUUUGUACUGGAUAUCUUGGUCUUCUAUGGAACAUUUUCCUAUGAGUUUGGCUCGGUCUCCAGCGACACCAUCAUGGCCGCUCUGCAGAGCUCCUCAGCUCGCAGCUGCAAGUCUCCAGGAAGCAGCAGCACAUCUACCCACCUCAACUGUAAUCCUGAGAGGAUUGCCAUGAUAUGA
Staurois parvus is the source of this 816-nucleotide messenger RNA. NCBI's taxonomy places the organism in Eukaryota, Metazoa, Chordata, Amphibia, Anura, Ranidae. The record is from the annotation of a GenBank genome assembly.